Molecule: messenger RNA, 2887 nt
Organism: Odobenus rosmarus divergens (Pacific walrus)
Lineage: Eukaryota; Metazoa; Chordata; Mammalia; Carnivora; Odobenidae
Gene: MAN1C1
Product: mannosidase, alpha, class 1C, member 1
Exons: 13
Coding region: 341-2233 (630 amino acids)
Biological process (GO): carbohydrate metabolic process; N-glycan processing
Cellular component (GO): extracellular exosome; Golgi membrane; endoplasmic reticulum
Molecular function (GO): mannosyl-oligosaccharide 1,2-alpha-mannosidase activity; calcium ion binding
Source: RefSeq, a predicted model, not a curated record
AAGGCGCGGGUCCCGCGGGCUCCGGCCGCUGCGAGGAGGGGCUGCGCGGCGGCCGGAGAGAAGGCUGUGGCGCGCGGCCGACCCUUGCGGGCCCGGGCCCCGAGCCGUGCCGCCCGGCGCGCCCGGGCCCCGCCGAGGUCGUUGCGCCCCCGCCUCAGCGCGGGGACACUCGCCCCAAACUCCCUGAACUUCAGGGGCAGCCCCCGAAGCGGCAAAACUCUCACGGACCCCCACCCCGGGCGGCGCCCCUCGACGACCUCCCCGCGCCGAGCCCCUGCUGGCCAGUGCCUGCACUGAGAGGGCCUGGGGGCGAGGCCGGUCGGCUCCGGGCCAGGCCACGAUGCUCGUGAGGAAAGUGCCCGUCUUCGUCCCGGCCUCCCCGUGGGGGCUGCGGCUGCCGCAGAAGUUCCUCUUCCUUCUCUUCCUCUCGGGCCUCGUCACCCUGUGCUUCGGGGCCCUCUUCCUGCUGCCCAACUCCUCUCGGCUCAAGCGCCUCUUCCUGGCCCACCGGACCCAGCAGCCCGGCCUGGAGGUAGUGGCCGAAGUCGCCGGCCACCCCCUGGCCCGCGAGCAGGAGUCGCCUCCCAACCCGGCCCCCGCUGUGCCAGCCCCCGGGGAGGGCGACGCCAGCAGCCAAGCCAGUACCCGCCGCCGGAAAGUGUGGCUGCGGCGCACCCACCCCACCGGGACACGGGAAAUGGCCACGGUGGCCCGGAGCAGCGGCAGCACGGCCCUCAGACCCCAGGAGGGGGGCAUCCCGUUUAGCUUUGACUUCAACGCGUUCCGGAGCCGCCUCCGCCACCCGGUCCUGGGGACCAGGGCAGAUGAGAGUAAGGAGCCGCAGAGCCUAGUUCGAGCCCAGCGGGAGAAAAUCAAGGAGAUGAUGCAGUUCGCCUGGCAGAGCUACAAGCUUUAUGCAAUGGGGAAAAACGAGCUCCGGCCACUCACAAAAGACGGCUAUGAGGGCAACAUGUUUGGAGGUCUCAGUGGGGCAACCAUCAUUGACUCCCUUGACACCCUCUACCUCAUGGAGCUGCAGGAGGAGUUCCAGGAGGCCAAGGCCUGGGUUGAAGAGAACUUCCACCUGAACGUGAGUGGAGAAGCAUCCUUGUUUGAGGUGAACAUCCGGUACAUCGGAGGACUUCUCUCAGCCUUCUACCUGACGGGAGAAGAGGUGUUCCGAACAAAGGCCAUCAAGCUGGGAGAGAAGCUUCUGCCGGCCUUCAACACUCCCACGGGAAUCCCAAAAGGUGUUGUGAACUUCAAAAGUGGGAGCUGGGGCUGGGCCAUGGCCGGGAGCAGCAGCAUCCUGGCUGAGUUUGGAUCCCUGCACCUGGAGUUCUUACACCUCACGGAGCUCUCUGGCAACCAGGUCUUCGCAGAAAAGGUCAGGAACAUCCGAAAAGUCCUCAGGAAGAUCAACAAGCCCUUCGGCCUCUACCCCAACUUCCUCAGCCCAGUGAGCGGGAACUGGAUGCAACACCACGUCUCGGUUGGAGGCCUCGGGGACAGUUUUUAUGAAUAUUUGAUCAAAUCCUGGUUGAUGUCAGCCAAGACAGAUGUGGAGGCUAAAGAUAUGUACUACGAAGCCUUGGAGGCAAUAGAGACCUACUUGCUGAAUGUCUCUCCUGGGGGGCUGACCUACAUUGCCGAGUGGCGAGGGGGGAUUCUGGACCACAAGAUGGGGCACCUGGCCUGUUUCUCUGGGGGCAUGAUCGCCCUCGGCGCUGAGGAUGCCAAGGAAGAAAAGAGGGCCCACUACCGAGAGCUCGCAGCCCAGAUCACCAAGACGUGCCACGAAUCAUACGCCCGCUCAGAUACCAAACUGGGGCCCGAGGCCUUCUGGUUUAACUCCGGCAGAGAGGCUGUGGCCACACAGCUGAGCGAGAGCUACUACAUCCUGCGGCCCGAGGUGGUGGAGAGCUACAUGUACCUGUGGCGACAGACCCACGACCCCAUCUACAGGGAGUGGGGCUGGGAGGUGGUGAUGGCCUUGGAGAAAUACUGUCGAACGGAAGCUGGUUUCUCCGGGAUCCAAGAUGUGUACAGUAGCAUCCCCAACCACGACAACAAGCAGCAGACUUUCUUUCUAGCGGAGACACUAAAGUAUCUCUAUCUUCUGUUCUCUGAAGAUGACAUGCUCUCCCUGGAAGACUGGGUGUUCAACACAGAGGCCCACCCCCUCCCGGUGAACCACUCGGACAGCUCCAGCAGGGCUGGGGGCCGACUCUGACCCGUCUCCCUGCUGCGCCCGGGGCCCCGGAGGGCUGCCUUGCCUUUUCAGGAUUUGGGACUGUUCUCAAAGGGAUUGGGAACGUAGGCCCCAUUCCAGGCAGACCCAGGGCAGAUGUGUCGGACAAGCAACUUCUUUUCCUCUGUGAGGAGACAGGACUUGGAGACGCAGCGAUGUCACCCCAGGCCCAGACUUUCCUUUCUGUGGAGAAUUUCUAUGAAACCCACUCACUUGCCAUUCCAGGGCCCAGUGAAUGGAGGUUUGCAUAUUGUCUCCAUGCCUUUGAUUCACUUCCUCUCAUUUGGGGAGUUUUCUGUUCGUUUGUUUUGCUUGAUUUUGCCUUUUCUCUGCAGUUGUGUUUUAUCACAAAUUAUAAAUAUAGUUUCAAAAUCAUGUGCUUUCGAAAGCAGCAUCAUCUUGAUAAACUAAACCUUAAAAUGUUCGCACACAGAAACCUUGACCCCAUUUUCUAUAUUUUAAAUGCUUUUUGCCCAACAUUUACUAUACGUUCAACUACGUGGCAUUUACCUUAUAAUUUGAGGAGGCGUUCCCUUUUGAUUUGGGCCUAAGUGUUAACGAAUCACUAGUGCCAUUUUCAUUAUUGUAAUGGAAAAAUCUGUAAACUUACAAUAAAAGAGUUUAUUGAAUAAGAAA